AUCUCUCUCUCUCUCUCUCUCUCUCUCUCUCUCUCACACAGUAAGAAGAGAGUCUCUCUAAUGGCUGUAGAAUGAACAAACGAUUACAAAACAAUCUCCUUCGUCUUGAUGGCUUUAGAAGAAGAAGAAGAGAGUCAAAACGCACCGUAUUGCGUUGUUCUCGAUGGUCUCUUCUGUGAGGAGGAAGAGACUGAGUUUGGGGAAGAAGAAGAACAACAACAAGUAGAUUUGUGCUGCGAAGAGGGUGUCAAAAAGUUUCCGUUUUUACAACUGGGUUUGUCUGAUCACGAUAUGUUUUGGGAUGACGAUGAGUUGUCGAAUCUGAUUUCGAAAGAAGCAGAAGAAGACUUGUUUAAAAAAAAACCGAGUCUUUAUUAUGACGAAAUCUUAGAUGAUGAGUUUCUUGUUCUGUGUCGUGAAAAGGCUCUUGAUUGGAUUUUCAAAGUGAAAUCUCAUUAUGGUUUUAAUUCCUUGACGGCUCUUCUAGCUGUUAACUACUUCGAUAGGUUUAUUACUAGCAGGAUGUUUCAGUCUGAUAAGCCUUGGAUGUCUCAGCUUACUGCUGUCGCUUGUUUGUCUUUAGCUGCUAAGGUUGAAGAGAUCCGUGUUCCUUUACUCUUAGAUUUCCAAGUGCAAGAGGCAAGAUAUGUCUUUGAGGCUAAGACUAUACAGAGAAUGGAGCUUCUUGUUCUGUCUACUCUUGAAUGGAGGAUGCAUCCUGUCACUGCAAUCUCGUACUUUGAUCACAUUAUUCGACGAUACCGCUUUCAAUCUCAUCAGCAAUUGGAUUUCUUGAGUAGAUGUGAAUCUUUGUUGCUCUCUAUUGUUCCUGAUUCGAGGUUUCUGAGUUAUAGUCCCUCUGUGUUAGCCACUGCAAUAAUGGUCUCUGUCAUUAGAGAUUUCAAGAUGUGUGACGAAGCUGUAUAUCAAUCUCAGCUCAUGACUCUACUCAAAGUUAAUAAGGCGAAAGUAAAUAAAUGCUAUGAGUUAGUGUUAGACCACAGUCCAAGCAAGAAAAGGAUGAUGAAUUGGAUACAACAACCGGCUAGUCCUAUCGGUGUAUUCGAUGCAUCAUUCAGCUCUGAUAGCUCGAAUGAGUCAUGGGUUGUGUCUGCUUCUGCUUCAGUCUCGUCUUCACCAUCUCAAGAGCCUUUGCUCAAGAGGAGAAGAGUUCAAGAGCAGCAGAUGAGGUUGUCUUCAAUAAACAGAAUGUUUCUCGAUGUCCUUACUAGUACUAGUCCUCGCUAAUAAUAAUGUCUACAACUUUAUCUUAAAUCUGUCGAUUUAGAAAAAACGUUUAAAAUCUGUUUCCAUGUUUUACAUAUUAUCCGGCUAUGGUUAAAUUCAGAAACAGUAUGUGUUUUUUACUUGGCUCAUGUUUCAAAUGGUGUCUGUUUCGUUUAUUUGAUUAUCGAAAAGUA
This is a messenger RNA of Camelina sativa (false flax), 1421 nucleotides long. Its product is annotated as cyclin-D3-3. Lineage: Eukaryota; Viridiplantae; Streptophyta; Magnoliopsida; Brassicales; Brassicaceae. The record is from RefSeq and is a predicted model, not a curated record.